Messenger RNA from Protopolystoma xenopodis, 716 nucleotides. The record is from the annotation of a GenBank genome assembly. Lineage: Eukaryota; Metazoa; Platyhelminthes; Monogenea; Polystomatidea; Polystomatidae.
GUCGGCCCGUCGCCUUCUGGGCUUUCCAGCCGCAUGUUCCGUUGAGGACACAAUUCACGGUGGCCAGUCAAGCUGGGGUCGGCUUGCGUGACCCGAGUGGAUGCAGUCUGCUGCAUCGGGCCGCCCUCGUCGCAUGUCUCAGCCGGCAACGGCGUACCUCGAGACCGUACACUCCCAGCACCGCUAUCGCAGACAACCGAAUGACCGAGCAGGCCUGGGCGGCUCUGGUGAUGCAGCGCCUCGUGGAGCGUGGUGUGCCGGUGGGUGUCAGAGAGUCGGAAGCCGGCUGUACCGCGGUCGACUUGGAGUUGGGCCGGUGGAGCGAGGGGACCAGCUAUGCCCGGCAGUUGGCCGAUUGGAUGCAGGAGCGCGAGUUCGAGGCCCCGCACGUGGCUGGGGUAAGCCGGUUCUGCCUGAAUACAAGAAUAGAACUGAAGAUCCGGUCUCUAGGACGUUCAUGCUCUUUCCAUUCCUUCCUAUUUGUCGUCAUGGUGGACGGAAUCGGGGCAGGGAUCCACUUUUACAUGAAUUCUAUAUGCGUGUUGUACUCACUUCCAUUGUGCAUUGGGAAAAUGGGUGAAAUGAAGAGGCUAUCCCUUCGGUCAAGCGUCGUCUGGAUCUUCUGGAACACUCUGGUUUGCGCCAGAAUUUCUGAGCGAAUCUCCUUUGGUCUUGAUCACUCUUUCUCUCUCACGCACAGACCAGAAGCUCAUUAA